AGAUACGGGCAGCAUUUAUAGUUAGAACUUGAGGUCGCUCAAAGUGACAGACGCAGGGCAUCGAACACGGAAACGAGCCAGCAGAAGGGCAAGCAUCGUGCUGGUUUCGUCGCUGGCGAUAUUGCGGUGGAAAGGGUAAUGGUGGUAUUGAUUGCAACGGAACUUGACCGCGCAAACUCUCUGUCUGCCCUCAAUGAAAUGACGUGCUUACGUAUGGAACCACGACGGACGGGACGACGAUAAAAACCUGUGGAUACCACACCUGGCCGACACCUGCCAGUUGAAACGGUGAUGAUGACAUCGACCCUCUGCACCUGUACAUGGCUGCUGCUACCCUGCUGCGUUCUCAUCACCCUCUCCACUGGUGAACUGAAUUUUUAUCGAGAUGAACUCGCUCUCAGGCAAUUGAUGAAGUACUUCGAGGGGCAGAGAUCCCAUUUUCUCUCGCUGUUGGCGAACCAAGCUCACAAGAAGCAUCGUCUGGACUUGGAUCGCCAAAAGGAGAGGGAUCUCCUCGAGGCUCUGAUCAACAAAGGCAGCUUCCAGGCCGAAACCCUGAAGAAAGGAAGACCGAAAGGAUGGAAUUAUCGGCAAACCCGAUACAACGAGCCGAUCAAUGAACUACCGCGGGAGAGGGAACGUUAUUUUUGGGAGUAUUCAAGCUAUAAGUUGCCUCAUUUCGCCCGCGAGAUGAACGAGGAAGAUGGGACGAACUUCCAAGACGACGACUACGGAUACGAUCAGAAUCCAUUGUUGAAACACUUGUCUUACAACGAGGUCAACUUCGACAGGGGAAUGAAGGAGGAACCGCUGGAAUUUCACGGAAGUUACGACGAGGAGGACGGCAAAGCCGAUGUGCAGACGCAAAAGCUGCAAACGACCACUCCGUAUUUCAGUUUCGACUCGAAUCUGCACGAGAGAUAUCAGUUCGCGGUGAAGCCCGAUGAUCCGAGAUAUUAUCAGGACGGUCCUUUUUUCGUAGAUGACGAAGGCAACUCGGAUCUGGAGGAAGCGACGAUGAAUAGUACAAAGCGGGAGGAAGAGGAUACAAUGAUAGGGAACGUACACGUGGUGCAACAGGAAAAUCCGAGGAACAUGGACUCGAAGUUUAAGGACACUUCGGUGAUUCUGAUACCAGAAUUGGAACGACGCACGGAGUACAGUCCAAUGUUUGUGCCUGUGAACCAGGAUUUGAAUAACGAUAUAUAUUUUAUUGGUUAAAGCGAGGUGCCAAAGCGGCUGCUGACAUAGAAUAUCCAGCUUACGGUGUGACUGGCCCAAAUAAAGAGGUAUCACCUUCAGGAGACCAAAGGCUCGCGCAGUCUGCUCAAAUGUAUCAUUUCCAACACCAGAAACAACAAAUCAUUGCCAUGGAAAAAGAGUAUUGCGUGGAUAAUGAUUUGUGUAGUCGUGUUUCUGCAACCAGAGAUCCAGGCUCUGUAUCUGAAGCAGAAAGCGAGGAAGAAAACGAGGAAGGGGACUACACCGUUUACGAAUGUCCAGGAUUAGCUGCUACCGGUGAAAUGGAGGUGAAGAACCCGUUGUUUCAUGAUGAUCCAACACCGGCAACACCAGCACAAACUAACAAAGAAGAGGACCAUAUAUAGUUUGAGUAAAUUCUAAAUAUAUUUGAUUUGAAUACCUUUGUCUGGUGCUUAGCUCACUGUUAAUGUACCAUAUCGGAAACAUUUAUCUAUAUAUCGAAAUGUACACGACUUUAAUAUUUACAUGACGCGGGAAGUCAAGAUAGAAAGUUAACUAAAAAAGAUCUGAUUGCGAGACCAUUUUUUGCGUUUUGUGCAAGGGUUUACCACAUGAAACGAUGAACAUUCCACGUCGUUAAAAACUAUCGUGUUUGUUUGAAAACACAUAUUUUUUAACUCCAUGAUGUACUAUAGUUUGUACUUUCAUAGCAAGUACGGUUAGCCAUAUGAUUGACAUUAUUUUUCUACUCACCGUUACACUUGCAACAUAGAGUACAGAUUGGAGGUCAUAUAUUAUAACUAUAACGUCUAAUAUCACUUUAUACCUGAUCCUAAUUUUUAAAUAUAGAGAUAACGUUUGUUGCAUGCUCCCAGCAAGUUUUCCUUUCUCUGCUUUAUCAAUGACUAUCGAUUAAUUAAUUGUCUAUCGAGGAAACGCAUUGGUUUCUCUAUUAACACUAUAUUUGAAUUACGUGCGGCUUACGCUGUAAUUUUAUGAAUUUAUAUU
Heterotrigona itama is the source of this 2211-nucleotide messenger RNA. Lineage: Eukaryota; Metazoa; Arthropoda; Insecta; Hymenoptera; Apidae. The record is from the annotation of a GenBank genome assembly.